CACAGGAAAUGCACCCAAUCACAACUUCCACCCAUGUGUAUGGUGGGAGCACAGGGGUAGAAGCAGGGUUGGCGAAAACGCUCCAAACCUGAAAUCUCAGAAUUUGCCACGAAAUUACAUGAACCAACAUCGCACAUUUAAAAGUGUUUUAUCAGACGUGUUUGUUUGGUAGUCGGGAUGGCGGAGGUCGUGCAGCGGCGAAUAGAGGAGCGAAUCCCUGAACUGGAGCAGCUGGAGAGAGUGGGGCUCUUCACUAAAAAAGAAGUCAAAUCAUUAAUUAAAAGAGUAACUGCCUUGGAAUAUAAACUCCAUAGACUGAUCGUAAACAAAGAGGACUUCAUUGCUUACAUCCAGUAUGAAAUUAACGUUUUGGAGCUUAUCAAGAAGAGGAGAGUUCAUAUUCGCUACAAUUUCAAAAGAGAAGAAAUAGAGUUUCCCAUCAUCAGCCGAAUCAACGGUAUUUUCAAAAGAGCAACAAAUAAAUGGAAGAAUGAUGUACAGCUAUGGCUGUCACAUGUAGCUUUCUGUAAGAAAUGGGGAACUAAAGCUCGAACCAGCAAGGUGUUUUCAGCCAUGCUUGCUAUCCAUCCUGACAAACCAGCACUGUGGAUCAUGGCUGCCAAAAGUGAGCUGGAGGAUCGUGAUUCUUCUGAAAGUGCCAGACAUCUCUUCCUUAGGGCAUUGCGCUUUCACCCAGAUAACAAGAAGGUGUACCAAGAGUACUUCCGCAUGGAGCUGCUGCACUGUGAAAAGCUGAGGAAGCAGAAGGAAGAGCUGGAAAAAGCCAAGAUGGACUUGGGUGAUUAUGAGUUCUCACCUGAAAUCCUGAAUGGUAAAUUAGCUGAAGUUGUGUACAAAGAUGCCACAGGAAAAAUUAAAGAGGCAGAGUUUGUCAUCUCACUUCUAAAUAUUGCAGCAAUUUUUAAUUUCACUAAAGAACUCCAGGACUCAAUUUUUCAAGACUUACAGACUAAUUACACUGGUGACAGUGUGACUUGGGAUUUCAUGGCAAAGAGAGAGUUAGAAGCUCCUGGGGCAGGGGAGGAACUUCUGUCUGCUAAAGGACGGGCCUCAGACAUAAACCGCAGAGAAGAACGCUGCUGCCAAGUCUAUGAGGAAGGAAUAAAGAAUCUAAACACAGAGCCUAUGUGGACCUGCUAUGUGUCAUUCUGCUUGGAAAGACAAAAAAGGAAAACAAAUGUCCAGGAACUGAAAGAAAAGAGGCAAGAGAGACUGAUGGAUGUACUGCAGCGUGCCCACAACUGUCAAAUGUUGAAAGAAAAUUACUACAAAAACUGGCUGCAGAUACUUCUUUCAAACGGAGACACUGAGGGAGCGGCCAGUGUUGCCAUGGCAGCAACACAGCAGUUUAGCCAAUCAGUGCCGAUGUGGAGCUUGAGUCUUCAGACACUAAUGCAGCUCGGAAGCAGGAAUGUGGACAAGCUUUUCCAGGAAGCACUCACAAAGGUUAAUCCUAAGGAGAGUCUGCCUCUGUGGCAGCUGCAGGUUCAGUGGAGUGUGGCCAACCAGGACCCUGAAGAGACUGAAACUGUUUUCAAGCGCGGCCUUUUGUCCACUGUACCGACUGUUGCCAUGGAAAUGAAAGACCGCUUUCUUGAUUGGUCUUACUCCACUGGGGGCUAUAAGAAAGCAAGGAAAACCUUUACCAGCUUACAAGAAAUCCGCCCCUUGUCCAGAACUUUCUUCACCAGAAUGAUUGAAAUAGAGAAAGAGCAAGAAACGCCUAAAAUAAACUAUUUAAGAGACUAUUUUGAGAGAGCCCUCCAAGAGUUUGGCACUUCAGAUGAUGAUCUCUGGCUGCAGUACAUUCAGGAGGAGCUGGGACCACUGGGGCAGCCGGAGAACUGUGGCAAGAUCCACUGGAGAGCCAUGAAGAUCCUGGAGGGAGAAAGUGUGGAACGAUUUACUUCAAAGUACACUUUAAUACAGACUGGACACUUGUAACAUCCAAUCAAUAAAAUGGUUUACAGUUAGAAUUAUAAGUUUGCAGUUUGUAAGUUCAUGUGAAUAUUUGUUUGAUAUUUUAAAACACAUUUUCAUAGUUUUUGCUUUGAACCACAGAAUUUGCAUCUUAAUAGUUUUAAUGCAAUCUAUUUUACUAUUUUAAUACUUGUUCUGCAUAUAGGGAAACAAUAAAUGAAUUCACAACCAUAUAA
Messenger RNA from Boleophthalmus pectinirostris (great blue-spotted mudskipper), 2177 nucleotides. It is a transcript of the gene utp6, whose product is annotated as UTP6 small subunit processome component. Gene Ontology annotation, cellular component: Pwp2p-containing subcomplex of 90S preribosome; small-subunit processome. The transcript has 19 exons. Lineage: Eukaryota; Metazoa; Chordata; Actinopteri; Gobiiformes; Gobiidae. Gene Ontology annotation, molecular function: snoRNA binding; protein binding. Gene Ontology annotation, biological process: maturation of SSU-rRNA from tricistronic rRNA transcript (SSU-rRNA, 5.8S rRNA, LSU-rRNA). The coding region runs from base 178 to 1965 and encodes 595 amino acids. The record is from RefSeq and is a predicted model, not a curated record.